GCCUAGACUGGCACAGAAGAAUUGUUAUGUGAGUUUUGACUAUUAACCACUCUCCGAAAAUUAAUCAGAAAGUAUUGGCGGCUUAAUUUUCUCUCUCUUUCGUUCCAAGUUCAAACCACACAGAAACAAGUGUCCCUCCAUUUCCCGGCGCAAGUUGGAGGAGCCAGUACGAUUUAGGCACAGUAUCUAAGCUCGAGCUAAUGUCCCUUUGUUAUGGUUUUUCUAGGGUGUCCUUUUCAGUCCUUUUGGAUUCUCACCCAGCAACCGAAAUUUCAGCUGCAGAGCGAACUGGGUUUCCAACGUUUCUAGGGUUUCUUUUCCGGAUAAUAUUGCAUAUUUAGGGUUCUGGGUUUCUUCUGUCUUCAAAGAAGUCUACGUUGACAGCGGAGAUCAAAUAGGUGCUUUGGAGAAGGGCGAUGCGGACGGAGGCUCGAGUUGGAGUCGUCGUUGAGGGUGGCCAGAUAGCUCUCAGCUCUGCUCAUGCUGGUGUCGUCGAUGGCGGCGCUCGGAAGUUUGUUCAGCAGCAAUCGUUGCAGCAACAGUCGCAGAUAGGAUCGGUAUCGCAUCUGCUCGCCGGAGGCAUUGCAGGCGCCGUCAGUAAAACCUGCACAGCUCCCCUCGCUCGCCUUACUAUCCUAUUUCAGGUACAAGGUAUGCACUCUGAUGUUGCGAGUUUGAGCAAGGCUAGCAUUUGGCAUGAGGCUUCACGUAUCUUUUCUGAAGAAGGUAUCAGAGCAUUCUGGAAAGGGAAUCUCGUCACAAUUGUUCAUCGUCUUCCUUAUUCUUCUGUCAGCUUCUAUGCUUAUGAACGCUACAAGAAUUUACUAAAGUUGACUCCUGGGCUACAAAGUCAUGGAGAAAACAUAGGUGCGGACCUCUGUGUGCGACUAGUAGGUGGUGGCUUGGCUGGAAUAACAGCUGCAUCCAUCACAUAUCCAUUGGAUCUUGUGAGGACACGUCUUGCAGCUCAGAGGAAUGUGACGUACUACCGUGGCAUUUGGCAUACACUUUGCACGAUUAGCAGAGAUGAGGGUGCUCUUGGCGUUUAUAAAGGGCUUGGAGCAACCUUAUUGGGCGUUGGGCCCAGUUUAGCAAUUAGCUUUUCUGUUUAUGAGACAUUGAGAUCUUCUUGGCAUUUGCGAAGGCCCCAAGAUUCUACAGUACUUGUGAGCCUAGCUUGUGGCAGUCUUUCAGGCAUUGCAUCAUCCACAGCUACAUUCCCUCUGGAUCUUGUGAGGCGACGGAUGCAGUUGGAAGGGGCAGCUGGUCAAGCCCAUGUCUAUAAGACAUGUCUUUUUGGGACUUUCAAGCACAUUAUCAGGACUGAAGGCUUUCGGGGUCUCUACCGGGGAAUAUUGCCAGAAUACUACAAGGUUGUCCCAAGUGUGGGCAUCGUCUUCAUGACUUAUGAAACAAUAAAGAUGCUUCUCUCAGAUAGUCCUGACAAUUAGCUGUCACUGCCAUUCUUAGGCUUGCCCUGAUCAUACUUGAGUAUAAGUUCGGUAACCUUUUCAAUCUCUAAUGCCAUAUGGUUUCAUUCAAUAGAUAUAACUAGGUAGAUGAUUAGUUCUUUCAUUACCUUACAGUGGCACCACUCAGUGAUACCCCCUUGGGCAGUCAAUUUUGUGAUUGGUGCCGUGGAAGCAAACAUAUGUUCCUUGUAUAGAUAGAGAGAACUUAAUGAAUCACACGUGUAUCCAAAAUAUUUAGUUCUUUCAUUAGUAUUUGUUGACGAUUUUUUUCCAUUGUAACAGUUUUGUUUGUCGAAGCUUGUUUUUUUUUUUUUUAGUUACUUUUCAUGUUCACUUGUACUUGCAUGAAUUUGGAGGUGCAUUUUAUGAACACCUUGUUGCUGAGAAAGUUUUGCCUAUCGAUGAGUAGUGGAUUUUUACCAUUAGAUGUGAUAAGAUGAAGAGUUUUGUGUGUCCCAGCUGGUUUUUAUUGCAUUCUGUACUGAGAACACGUUCUAGAUUGUAAAAAUGCCGUUUGGUAAACAUUCCAUUCUCAUACCUUACAUUGUUGCCAAGAAUGCAACCUGAAUCUAGGAUGUGAUUUUUUUUCCCAUACUGCGUUCUCAUUCUUCAGCUCAAGUCACCCUUCCCAAGCCUUGAUAUCAAUCUCUCUGCCUCAGUUGAUUACUUCACAUCCUGUUUUCUGCCUUCGUUCAUCUUCUUGAUCUUCUGAGAUCAACCAAUGGACUACACCCGGAAAGUUUGAAAAAAAAAUGAACGUUGGAAGGUUUUAAGGAAAUAAAUUGAUUUCGCACGAAGAGCAUGGCAUGGUUAUAAAUUUCCGAAUACAAAAUUCAAAAAUGGCUAUGUAAGACUAUUGAGAAGGGCGUUUACUACAAGAACUAGAAGAACAAGAAGCAAUUCUUCAUCUUGGCAGGAAAUUGCUUGUUCGCCCCUUCCAUGUAAAGCUUAUAUAGGAGUCUGAACUUAAUUGAAUCUUGCCUGUAGAGCAAAUGAAUUUAUGGUGAUUGUUAGAAUCUUAGGAUCACAAGUUCCUGUGCUAGUGUUGGCUGUGGUAAGGAGUGGGCUUUCGUUAAGGGUUUGGAGGUAGAGAAAUGGGCUCCUGCUAAGGAGCUUGCCAACUGCUUUCUGAUUCGGUUGUUCCUACUUUUGUGACUGCUCACCAAUUGCGCAGAGAUGGAUGGACAUAUUAUAAUUUAUAGAAUUAUAAUAGAUUGGCUAUUAAACAGAGCUUUUGGGUGAUCGGGGGAUGCCACGAUGGCCAACCAUAUUGAACCAGUGUGACCUCAUAAAAUUGUUUGGAUACAUAUUCAGCUUUUUUGAUGAUGCCCAUCAAUUAUUCGAUGAAAUGUAGGAAAGGGAUUUCAUCUCUUUUUCAAGAAACUGGUUAAUAGAGAAAAAAAAAAGUUCUAAAAUUAAGAAUAGACUUUUGCUGAAUGUAUAUCUAAACAAUGUUCUCAUUCUUUGUUAAGGACCAUCCUGCAUUUCAAGAGAAUGUACAUUCUUAGAAUGGGAAUGCAUACCAAACAUAGCCCAAGUAUGUGUAAAAUCACCAAAAUAUCACCAAUUUUCUCAAAAUGAUCGAAGUAUACAAAAUAGCUGUUGAAAUGAUCAAUAUAGUUCGGUUCACCAAAAGGUUAUGCAAAAUGGGUUAAAAUACACGCAGUUAUUUGUAACACCCUGAUUUUAGAACCCAACCUUAGAAAUAGAAAGUUUAUGGAGAAGGGUACAUGGUGGUGGAAAGAAUUUAUAAUCAGACGUCUAGCAUAAAGUAAAGAGGAAAGGAUACCUAACUACAUAAGUGGGGAAGGGUCCCACAUAAGGUGGGGUACCUUAGCUAGAGGACUGGACAGCAGGGGAACAAAAAUGGCUUAACCGGUUGGAGAGCCUUUGCCCAACCGGCCUACCAGUUCGAGUAACAGAAUGCCCAAAAAAUUGAAAGUUUCUCUGUGGGCCCCACUAUUUGACAGGGUUUUUCCACCUAUCUUCUAUCAUGGUUAGGGGGAUAUUUAAGGGUUUUAAUGCAGGUGGUUUCAUAGUAAACCCUAUUUCCUAUCAAAAAAUUAUUUUAAGUCAAAGAGGGUAGAAAAAUGUUUUUGUUAUAUAGAACAUGUUUAGCCAAACAGACCUUAGGCGCUGUUUAGCAUUAUAUAAGGGGUAUUGAUAGGCCGGCAAUUUUUCUUAGAAGGGAAGGAGAGAAAAGAGACGAGAAAGAAGGAAGAAGAAGAAGAAAAAGAUGAAGAAAAGGAAGAGAGAAGGGUUGAUCGUGCCUUCUGCGGAACCUAAAUCACCCAGCGAAGAUACGCAGUGAUGGGAAUUCAACGGUAACAAUUGGAUUUUGGGUUUUCAAUGAGCGGUGAGGUGCAGUGAGCACCGAUGGCUGAGAACAUCAAGGCACACGACCCAAGAGGCUCCGAGCCAACCGAUGCAAUGACUGCAAAUGAUUUUCAUGCCUAGUUGUGAGGGAGCACCUAGACGUUUUCACAUAGUAAUUUUGCAUCACAAAAAAAGAGGGAGAAUGUUAAGAUAUUGCAUAUUUGUAUAUGUUUUUGGUGAUUCCUACUUGUGUCUUAGGCAAAAAAACCUAUUAUACUUGUUAUAUCCCCCUCACUUUUUAAGUUUUAUAAUGUGGAUGAUAUGAUUAAAUGGUUAUAUGUGUAAUAGUUCUUGGUGGUCAACUUCAAUCAAAAUGCCCAAAUUGUUGAGAAUUA
Macadamia integrifolia is the source of this 4183-nucleotide messenger RNA. RefSeq names its product mitochondrial substrate carrier family protein B-like. Lineage: Eukaryota; Viridiplantae; Streptophyta; Magnoliopsida; Proteales; Proteaceae. Bases 417 to 1451 code for a protein of 344 amino acids. The transcript has 9 exons. Gene Ontology annotation, biological process: transmembrane transport. The record is from RefSeq and is a predicted model, not a curated record.